ACACACACAUGCAGAUGGAUCAGAUCGAGUUCAUGCGUCUGAGUUCUUCAGUACAGAUGAACCACAGUCACCCGAGGACUCCUCACUCCCAUCCAUCCAUGCUAACACACCUCCACUCAUCCGUCAUAAGUGGCCUGGCAUCACCCUACUCCAUCACCACCUCAUCACCCUACUCCAUCACCUCCUCAUCACUGGGCUCCAUCACCUCCUCCGUGCACCCUACACCAGACAUGGGCUUCAGUCCUCAGCUAAACACACUGGGCACCACAGUGGAUGUUAAACCUCACGAGCAGAUGAAUCAGAGCUACUGCUGUAUCAGUCCUGGUUCUCUGUCCAAACAUCUCUGUUCCAUCUGUGGAGAUCGAUCAUCAGGGAAACAUUACGGAGUGUACAGCUGUGAGGGGUGUAAAGGUUUCUUCAAGAGGACGGUGAGGAAGGACCUGACGUACACGUGCCGCGACAGUAAGGAGUGUCUGAUAGAUAAACGUCAGAGGAACCGCUGCCAGUACUGCCGUUAUCAGAAAUGCCUGGCAACGGGCAUGAAGAGGGAAGCUGUGCAGGAGGAGCGGCAGCGCGGCCGAGAUAAAAACGAUAACGAGGUUGAUUCCAGCGGCACUCUGAAUGAAGACAUCAUGCCGGUGGAGAAGAUUCUACACGCUGAAUUAGCAGUGGAGCCCAAAACUGAAGCGGACAUCCAGACUAGCGCCGAUAACAUAAACAACGACCCCGUCACCAACAUCUGUCAGGCGGCGGAUAAGCAGCUGUUUACGCUGGUGGAGUGGGCAAAGCGCAUCCCACACUUCUCACAGCUACCUCUAGAUGACCAGGUCAUCCUUCUGAGAGCGGGCUGGAACGAGCUCCUCAUCGCAUCGUUCUCUCAUCGCUCGGUGUCGGUGAACGACGGCAUCGUGUUGGGUUCCGGUCUGCAUGUCCAUCGCAGCAGCGCCCACACUGCAGGAGUGGGAUCUAUAUUCGACAGGGUUUUAUCUGAGCUGGUAUCUAAGAUGAAGGACAUGCAGAUGGACCGGACAGAGCUUGGCUGUCUCAGAGCCAUCGUUUUAUUUAACCCAGUAGAUGCUAAAGGAUUAUCCAGCGUGUGUAAGGUGGAGGCGCUCAGGGAAAAAGUUUAUGCCUCCCUGGAAUCCUACACCAAACACAGAUACCCCGAGCAGCCCGGCAGGUUUGCGAAGCUGCUGCUGCGACUGCCCGCUCUCCGUUCCAUCGGCCUCAAGUGUCUGGAACAUCUUUUCUUUUUUAAGCUCAUCGGUGAUACGCCAAUAGAAACGUUUCUUAUGGAGAUGCUGGAAACCCCACACCAGAUCACAUGAUGCUACUUCUUCAUGUUUCCCACAGCUCACUUUGGCAUGUUCUUCUUUUGUACUACAGUGCAAAUAGAAAAUGAUUUUUAUUGCUGUUGUUAGGAAAUGAAGAUGAUUGUAAAUGUUGUAAAUAUGUUUAAAGGUUACACCAGUGAGAGAUCUCACAUCACUACAGCUCACUGACGAUUAAAAAAAAUGUACAAAUAAUAAAAACACACCUUAAAUGAC
Trichomycterus rosablanca is the source of this 1547-nucleotide messenger RNA. It is a transcript of the gene rxrga, whose product is annotated as retinoid x receptor, gamma a. Gene Ontology annotation, molecular function: nuclear steroid receptor activity; retinoic acid-responsive element binding; zinc ion binding. Gene Ontology annotation, biological process: anatomical structure development; regulation of transcription by RNA polymerase II; response to retinoic acid. The record is from RefSeq and is a predicted model, not a curated record. The transcript has 10 exons. Bases 9 to 1328 code for a protein of 439 amino acids. Gene Ontology annotation, cellular component: nucleus. Lineage: Eukaryota; Metazoa; Chordata; Actinopteri; Siluriformes; Trichomycteridae.